CGGGCGCGAGCCAACAGGUUAGCCAAGUACAGACAGACGAUAUCAUGAACUCAUGGGCACUUUCUUAAAUUAAGAUAACUUAAAGACAUUUCUAGUGAAAUUGACGAACGAUUAUCUUUCUCGUUUGUUCAUCUUCGAAAUCCACUUUGCGAUUACUUAACUGAACAUUCCAAUGCUUGGUGACGUACUUCAUGGAGACACGAUGAAUGGGACCUUUAUCAGUGGAAAAUAACCUGAAGUCGAUUUAUAAUCAAUUUUGUUUACUCCAUAUAUAAAAUCAACAAAUCUUAAGUAGUUGAUCAAAUUAAGACUAUCAUGCUGAAAUAUGAGAUAAAAUUGGAAUCAAGGUAGACUUUGAACAAGAAAUAAACAAUUUUACUUAUUAUCGUACCUGGAUUACCAUGUAAUUUGAUCUGGUCAUUUUUCAGAAUUUAAGUGUAUGGAUAAAAUGUAUUAAGGUAUUGGCACAGCUAAAUCGGAAGGAUUAAUUUUACAUAAUAACAUGUAUAUAAUAUAAGCUUUUAUACAUUUUAAAUUCUCAUCUACAAUAGAGAAUUCAACAAAACCACAGUAGUUCAGUAGUGCAACUGUAUAUAGUAAAUCUCAAGUGAAAAAAUAGGAAAAUCAGAAAUAUACAAAAAUGUUUACAAAAAUAAGUAAAGCUUGGAUAUUCCGUUCAUUUAUGGUGCUUAUUAGCACAGUACUGUUGGGAGUGGAAAGUUGUGGGCGCGGGACCAUAUUCCUGAAGGACAAUGAAUAUAGGCAGACUCUAAUUGCAAUAGGUGACGGUGUACAAGAGGAUCCUGCGCUAAUUGAAAGAAUUAAAACUGUCUUUACAGAUGCGUCUGCGUUACUUUAUCAAGUUACAAGAAAGAGAGCAUAUUUCAAGGACAUAACAAUUCUAGUGCCAAAGACAUGGUCAGACGACCCCUCCUACCAACCAAUAAGUAAAGAAAGUUUUGAAAAAAGUGAUAUAGUGAUCGACAAUCCUGAUUCAAGAUACAACCAGGGUGACAAACCUUUCGUCAUCAAAACAACACCAUGUGGCAAGCUAGGCCAUUACAUGCAUCUCACACCCGAUUUUCUUAUGGAUCCAAAUAUCGGAAUAUUAUAUGGGGCAUAUGAAAAGGUGAUCGUUCAUGAGUGGAGUCACUUGCGGUAUGGCGUAUAUGACGAAUAUGGAGGAGGUGGGAACGAACCAAGAUUCUACACAACCCAGUUUGGUGACAUAGAAGCUACCAGGUGCUCACUGGGAUUCUCUGGUAAGCUGGUGAACAUCCAGACAGGAAGUGAAGGCUGUAGCUAUGCAAGCGGGUUACCUGACGGGAACUGUAGAUACCAGGAUGAUCGGUUUCAAAACAGAGACGGUUACGGGUCACUAAUGUAUAAGCAAUUCCUCCCUCAGAUUACGUCUUUUUGUGAUAAUGAUCCGAAUGACCCUAAUACACUUCAUAAUCGAGAAGCCCCAAACAAACAGAACCAGAUGUGCAAUAGUAGAUCAGUGUGGGAGGUAUUAAGAGAGCAUGGGGAUUUUGAGAAAGAUUUCAACCCUCCAAGAAACGUGACGUCAACAGUACCAGAGUUCCGGGUCGUGCGUCAGAAGGAAAAGAAAACAGUUUUAGUACUCGAUGUUAGCGGUAGUAUGGGACAGAACAGUCGCAUAGUAAAGCUGAGACAAGCGUGUAGCAACUACAUAACGAAUGUGGUGAGAGAUGGCGAGCAGUUAGGCGUAGUUUGGUUCUCGACUAGUGCCCGGGUCAAAUCAGGUCUUGUUAUAGUCAGCAAUGCGACCCGACAGCAACUAUUAGAUAGUCUCCCUACGACUCCAAAUGGAAGAACUACUAUAGGAGGUGGUUUACAGAAAGGUCUUGAAGUACUUGCAGCAAACAAUACCGACCCCUCUGGUGGGAUACUUGUAGUUGUAUCCGAUGGUGGAGAGAAUCAACGUCCAAACAUUGCGGAAGUAACUCCAACACUCCUCGCUGCUAACGUUACCAUCCACUCAAUUUCUAUCACAGAAGCUGGUGAUACCCAAGUGGACGCCGUUGCUGCAGCAACUGAAGGCCUUUCAUUCCUCUACUCCGCGGAAGAUGACUCUAACGCUCUCAAUGACGCAUUUGUAACUAUUGGUGAAAAAGAUGUUGGAAUAUCAGAUAAAAAUUUGCAACUCAUCAGUAAAGCUGAGCUGCUGUCUAGUAAAUCAUCCUUAGUCGAGUCAGUCUCACUGGAUUCAUCUAUUGGAAGAAAUACAGAUUUCUCAUUCGAUUAUGGUAGUACAGGGAUUUCAAUUGACUUGACAUUACCAAAUGGAAAAGUCAUGAGCUCAUCUGCCGCGGGAACAAGGGAUGACUCUAUCAAAGUCAUUAGGUUCAAAAUACCAGGCUUGGCUGAGCCUGGAUCAUACACAUACAACAUCACGAAUCCUACAUCAUCUAGACAACGUGUUUCUGUCACAGUGACAUCUCAAGCAGCCAAACCUGGUGACUAUCCACUUCUCUCCACAGCUCAAUGGGGUCUGCGCGUUAUCGACCUCAACAAGCCAGAACCAGAUAGACAAACACUUUAUGUUAGUGUUUCAAAAGGUUAUUCCCCAGUACUCAAGGCAAAUGUUAAAGCUUCAAUUGAACUUCCUGAAGCAGAACCAAUUGUCUUAGAGUUACUUGAUAAUGGCGCAGGUGCUGAUCUAACUAAGGAUGAUGGCAUUUAUUCAAAUUAUUUUACACAAUUUAACCUUAAUGGAAGAUAUAAUGUAAAGGUCACUGUGAAUAAUGGCAAUGAAACUGUUAUCAGUCCCAAAAGGGUCAUUGGAUUAGGUGUCCAAGAUCCGACAUGGGAGGAAAAUGGCUCUCAGAAUCAACCAGAUGUAAAAACGGAAUCGUUCCAACGAGUGGCUACAGCAGGGUCAUUUGAACUGAUGGGUUAUUCACCUCAAGUUGCUGCAACGUUAUACCCUCCUUCGAGAGUUAGUGAUCUCGCUGUUGCUGGAAUAGAUUAUGGUCGAAAACAGGUUGAACUUAUUUGGACAGCUACUGGUGCUCAAUUAGACUCUGGAACAGCCACAUCAUAUGAACUUCGAAUAGCUAAUACAUUUGAUGCAUUAUACAAUAACUUCACCAAUGCUACAAUAGCCCCGCAAAGCUAUGUAGCUUCGAAGUCGAACUUCUCUACUCCAAAACAAGCAGGAAAUAAAGAGACCUUCCUCAUAAAUAUUCCUGUAAAAGGAAAUGUACUUAGUUACUAUUUUGCAUUGGUUGUAAUUGGAAAUGCCGGCCAGAGAAGUGAAAGGUCUAACAUAGUAUCAGCGUAUCUGAAAGACACCUCUCCAGUGCCACAGCCUAACAUCGGAACAAUUCUAGGCAUAACCUUUGGGACAAUUGGCGCAGUGCUUGUGAUAAUAGCAAUUAUUGUAUUAUGUGUUUGUAAAAACAAGAAGGUUCAAUCAAAACCUGACCUUUAUGAAGAGAAAACUGAUCCACAGAAAGACCCCGAAAAGGCUCUGAGUGAAUUUAAAACUAUCCCACGACCAGAACCUGUAAAACAGAAUAGCAACGCCGAACGUCCAUUACCAGAAACACCAGAUGAUAAUAAACAAGGAGAAGUAAAUAAAGGCUAUAGAUCAACAAAUUAAGACCGCAGAGAAAAUUGGUUGAUGAGAAAUGUCGUUUGUGGCUCAAAUGUGGAAUAUAUAAUCACCAGUUAUAUAGUGAAGAUAGAUAAAACGAGUUAUGCAAUAAUUGAAAUCUAUUAAAUUUGGGGCCAUUAGAAGAAACGUUCAUAUAUUUACUAUUCCAAAAUCAAUUGUAAUGACGUCAUGGUAAGAGGAUAAUGGACUUGGGAAUUAUCAAACUUCCGGUUAUGAUCCUCCCUAGUAUCACAAUCGUAUGAGUACACAUUUGAGAAAUAAAAUAUUGGGCAAUACAUUGUUAGAAAAUCAAGAAAUAUAAAUAACUGGGUCGAUGACUUGUUCGGACCUAAAAAGGUUGUUACCCUCAAACAUUUAUCUCAUUAUUUAUUUAACAUUUACAAUAAACAUUGUCACAAGAAGUAAACAAUAUUUUAUAUUGUUGAGCCCGACAAUAUGUCGCCAUUAAGGUGAAGUUUCAGUUUGAAAUUCCGUCCAUUAUCAAACUAAUAUGUACAUUGUCCUAUCAAAUAUAUUAUAACUUCGAAUUUUCCAUGCAUGUAUUUUACAUAAUAAUUAUGAUUAUUGAGAGUAUAUAGUAAUGCAAUAUUGAAUGUUUUAUAUGUUGUAGCAAUAUGUUAGUGAAGCUAGAAAAGGAGAAUCUGAAAUUUAAAUGUAGAAUAAAAAUAUAGAUUUAUUAUACGAAUUUAUACAAUUCGCCAUU
This is a messenger RNA of Owenia fusiformis, 4346 nucleotides long. Lineage: Eukaryota; Metazoa; Annelida; Polychaeta; Sabellida; Oweniidae. The record is from the annotation of a GenBank genome assembly.